AUGUCCGCUACAGUAUAUGAGAGUCAGCUAACACUCUCGAGACCGUAUUUAACGAAAGAACAAAUAAAGAGAGCUCAGAAAAAUACCAUACCUGACCGUCGAACUUACAAUCAAAAAAGAAUAUCGGUUUUUAAGUUUCUAUGUGAUAUAUGCGUACAGUUAAAGUUCCCCAGGAAGACUCUGGAGGUUGCAAUGUAUUUUUAUCAACGAUAUUAUGUAUUCAAUAAAUUUGAAACGGAGAUGUGUUACGAUGUGGCAACAAGCUGCUUAUUUAUUAGUUGCAAACAGGUGGAGACCGUUAAGAAGGUUGGAGACCUCUGUUCUGCGUCAUUAAAGCUGAGGAAUUCUGCGAAGGUUACAUCUGAGAAGUUAGAGACUUAUAAAACAAGAAUUGUUCAAAUGGAGUUACGGAUACUAGAGACAUGUGCAUUCGAUCAUCGAAUCAAUAAUACAGUACAUAUCGACGAAUACAUUGUCAAAAUUGGGCGUGAAUUGUCUUUAGAUUAUAAUGUUUGCCAUUUGGCGUGGCUUAUAGCAUUUGAUGUUAUUAAAUUAGAACUUUUACUAAUUGUUCCACAACACACUAUUGCUCUGGCAGUUUUAAAGAUCGCGUGCGAACUGUUGGAAAACGUGCAAUGGCCGAACAUAAGAUAUAAUCUAUUUGAAAGUGAUGAAGACUCAGUUAAUGAAGCUUAUGUAUCAGUUAUAAACUUCUUCAUCAAUGUUUUUGAUAUAUGCGAUUUGAAGAACCAUCUACCAGAAAAUUUAACAUCGAUUAGCGUUGAAAGAUUCAUAAAAUUAAAGGCUAAAGUUGGAGAGGAUAAGGGCUUAAAGGAAAAUAUCUCGUCCAUAGAAAAGGAUAAAUAUCUUAUCGAAGAGCGGGAUUAUAAGAUACGUGAACGGAGAUAUGUUCUAGACAGGAAGAGAGUUGCCGAGGAAGCAAUGCCAGCAGGGCCCAGUGGGGCUAAACGAUCCAAAUAA
Molecule: messenger RNA, 981 nt
Organism: Eremothecium cymbalariae DBVPG#7215
Lineage: Eukaryota; Fungi; Ascomycota; Saccharomycetes; Saccharomycetales; Saccharomycetaceae
Gene: CTK2
Product: Ctk2p
Exons: 1
Coding region: 1-981 (326 amino acids)
Biological process (GO): regulation of transcription by RNA polymerase II; positive regulation of DNA-templated transcription, elongation
Cellular component (GO): nucleus; cyclin/CDK positive transcription elongation factor complex
Molecular function (GO): cyclin-dependent protein serine/threonine kinase activator activity
Source: RefSeq, a predicted model, not a curated record